CCUAAAUGCAAUUCAUUCUAGUUGAGGAAACUGACCGCAGUAGUACUGAUUGUUGAUUAUAUAUUUUUAGUAAAAAUCAUGGCUAGAUUUAUAAUUUUGCUUUUUGUAAUCAUUUUCAGUGUUUACUUAACAGAACAAGCAUACUUUUUACAAGAAGAAUACAUCGAAAAUAUUAAUAAUGUUGUAUCAACAUGGAAAGUAAGUUGUAGUAAUAGUACCUAGGUAAAUCAAGUAAUACAUUUACUUUUUAACAAUAAUUGUCAAUUAUAUUUAAUCUCAAUUAAUACCUACUGCAUGGGUAGGCAGUUAAUUACAAUACCUACUAAAUUAAUUAUAUCAAGCAGAAUAACAAAUGUGUAUGUAUUGUAUACAUAUUACAUAUUUUAAUGUUUUGGCACCCUAAACAAAUAAAUUGAAUUAUUUACCUAUACUAAUUUAUUUAUAUAUGAAUGCCGAAUACCGUGCUGGCCCUUAAUUGAUGCUCUACUACUCUCUGCCUUCUCAAACUUAAGUGAAAUAUAUCAUCAAUCCGUUGAUAAAACUUAAACCUUUUAACACUAAAAUGGAUUUGAAUUUAAACUAAUACUCCAUCUAUUUAUGAAAUAUGUAAUAUAGAUUAAUAAUAGUUGACAAUCAAAAAUAGGUUGUCGUUUCUUUCCAAAAUAUAAAGACAAUAUAACGUUUCAAAAUAUAAUAUGGUUCCAAAAAGAUUUUACAUAAGUAAUUUAAUGGAAAAUUCAUUGUGAAAUUUGAAUGAAAGUUUUUUUACAUUUAUAAUUUUAAUUUUAAUCUACUCGUAUAUUUGCUAUAUAAGGUAUGAAUGUAGGUGUAUAAACUACACGCUAAUAAUAUUUGGUUCUCUACUUUGAAUUAAACUGAUUGAAUAAGUGUGAAUUAUAUAAUUAAAAAUCUCUUUGACAGUAUUUUUGUUGUAUAGCUGCCUUUACUAAUAUUUUAAUAAUUUAUAAUUUAAAUAUGUAUACAUAUUCUAUAGGUACACCUAUCUCAUACCUAGAAUAUUAUUAGGUAUUUAUGUAGUUCAUAAAUUAUAUUUAAGUAAGUAGUUAAUAAAAAUUAUUUUUGAAUUAUAAUAUUAUUAUAUUACAUUAUAUUAUUAUGUAUUUAUUACUUAUAAAUUAUUUAUGCGAACUAUAAUCAUUCUUUCAAUCAAGUUUGAUAAAGUUUGUCUUUAAUAAUCCUAAAAAUUGAUGUACCUAUAAUGUUAAAUAUUUAACAUAUAGGCCGGUGUGAAUUUCGAUCCGAAUACAUCAGAAGAACAUCUUAAAAGACUGUUGGGAUCAAAAGGUGUUGUACGAGAUGUCUCCAAAAUUAAAGGCCAACUUAAAACACAUGACCACGCAUACACGCCUAAUAUGAUAAUCCCAAAAUAUUUUGACUCGAGAUUAUUUUGGCGCCAUUGUACAACUAUAGGUGAAGUUCGUGAUCAAGGAAAUUGUGGGUCGUGUUGGGUGAGUACUGAGUUUAUAUUUUAAUAAUAGUAGAAGCACUUCCAAAACAUAUAAUAUUAUUUAUUUUAUUGUAAAAUGUAUAGGCAUUUGGUACUACUGGAGCGUUUUCCGACAGAUUAUGUAUAGCGACCAACGGAGAAUUUAAUCAACUCAUAUCUGCCGAAGAAUUAGCGUUCUGUUGUCAUUUAUGUGGUGACGGGUGUUAUGGAGGUUGGCCGAACAGGGCUUGGACUUAUUUCAAAUACCACGGUGUAGUCACCGGAGGAAAUUACAAUACAACCGAUGUAAAUAACUUUUUGACAUUUUAAUUACUCUAAAACAUUCAAAACAUAUCUCUGUCUACACAUUUGUAGUGUUUAUUAGGAAUGUAUAAUAGUGUAAACAACAUUUUAUAGAAAUCGAAUAAAAUUAAAAAUAAUUUUAAUGAAUAAAUCGGCACAUUUUUAAAUUUAAAAUACACGUUUUAUAACUUGCUUAUUUAUUAUAUAUUUUAGGGAUGUCAGCCUUAUGAAAUACCACCAUUCCACUCUAAUGACGAUGAGGGAACUUCGUACGUUAAAGAAUCAAAUGAACCGCGAUGCUCCAAAACUUGUUACGGAGACCAAUCGAUUGAUUUCAAGAGUGAUCACAGGAAAAGUAAUUAAAUAUUCGUACUAAGUUAUAAUAGUUAAAACGAAUAAUUUAUUAUUACGUUUAUAAUAUUUUGUCUGUAAUUAUAGCUAGAGACGCAUAUAAUCUGGCUUAUGAAACUAUUCAAAAAGACAUAAUAGUCUACGGACCGAUUGAAGCAUCGUUUGAUGUAUACGAUGAUUUUUUUAAUUACAAAAGCGGUUAGUUUACUAAUACAAUAUUAAGAGUAAAAUGUCCAUUUAUAAUAUAUAUUUUAAGAAUAUUCUCUUUUCGACAGGAGUUUACAUAAAGAGCGAAAACGCAACAUAUAUAGGAGGACAUGCAGUCAAAUUGAUCGGAUGGGGUGUUGAGCAUGGUGUAGAUUACUGGCUAUUGGUUAAUUCAUGGGGUUAUAAAUGGGGAAACAAUGGACUCUUCAAAAUUCGCAGAGGUACAAAUGAAUGCGGUAUCGACGAUUCUACUACCGGAGGUGUUCCUGUCGUCUAAAAACAUCGAAUUAUUGUUUAUUAUAUUUGUUUUGUCAAUAUAAAUGUUGACAAUUUUUAAUGUAAAACAAAUUAUGUUUGUAUUUAAGCAGUUGUAUAAAAUACUAGUUGUUAGAAUGUAUUUAUAUUCAUUAUGAAUUAAACGUUCAUUUACAAAAAUUGUUAUUAUAAAAUAUAAUAUAAUAUACUUAAUUGUGUAUCUACAAUUGCUUAUUCUACAUCAUACACUUACAAUAAUAUUUUAGGUACCUAUUAAUUAGUUUAAAACAUUUUAAUAGAUUGGUAACUUAAUACUUACUAUUUUAUUGAUAUUUACAAGAUGUUGUUUUGCGUUAAAUAGUGGAGAAGCACGAACAAAAGAAAUAGAUAGAAGUAUGUGUUUAAAAAUCACCCCCUCACCACACAUAAACCAUUUACCAUAUUUAAAUAAACAGUUAUGUAAGCAUCUUAUAUACUAACUAUAAUUUUGUUUUGUUAAAGCUCAAUUAUUAUUUGUUUUAAAAUAUCAAUAUAUAUACAUAUAUAUGUUUAGUUAGUUUGUUGUUAAAAUAUACUAACAAUGUUUUACUUGCAUUAAACCUAC
Molecule: messenger RNA, 3167 nt
Organism: Cinara cedri
Lineage: Eukaryota; Metazoa; Arthropoda; Insecta; Hemiptera; Aphididae
Source: the annotation of a GenBank genome assembly